UACCCUUUUUACUCCAAAUCACAAGAUCUCCGCAAUAGAAAAUUUCUAUACACUUGAACAUGAACCCAAGGUAACAGAGGCUGGUUCAAGCUUCAAUCCCUAUGAAAGAGCUCCUGUUUACGAUGGAAAACACAGAUCAUUGUCAAUAUCAUCGUAUGUUAUUCUUAGUUGGAUUGACAGUCGGACUAGCAUUUCGAAGGAUCGCUCGCUGAACUACUAUUGAAAAGACUGCCCGAAUCAAAUAUGCGCACGUCGGUCCUCGAUUUGAGUCGGACCAAAAACCGGACGUACUUGAUGAUCCAAAUUGAACCAAAUUAAAUCUCACUUAAUUUUUAAAUCUCUAGGAUACGGAACAUAACAGAAACCAAAUAAGAUCAAGCAUGUUCUCUUUCGGGUUCAAAGGUCGACCGUUUCGUUUUUUUUUUUUCAUACACGAUCGCGUAUACCGACUUCAACCAGACCAAACCAUGACAACCCCCCAUGUACGAGUGAAGUCUCCGUAACUUCCCCAAACAUGUCGAAAAGCGAUCUCUCUAUCGUGAGGUUGUCGAAAACCGAUUGUUAUGUCGGUUUAGGAGGUGGUAUGGUUCAACCCCACCCCAAUACAACCAGUUUAUAUGUCGGUGUAUGUCGACUUUGACCAGUGCUUCGCACUCGUGAUCUUCCAGCCAAUUUUUGUCUGAAUACUGGUUGAACCGCGGGCCGAUUGACAACCAUGCUCUCUCUAUACAUGACUCACUCAAUUGGCCCAAAUAAACAUCCAAUCCGAAUCACCCCCCACUUUUUUCUUCACCAUGAGACUCCCAUGCAAAUCCCCCAAUAUAAAAACAAACAAAAAAAAAACCAACAAAUACCCAAAUUUCCUUUCCCCUCGACACAAAGAGAAGAAACCCAAAAAAAAAAAAAACGACAAAUCCCUAAGAUCCACCCCAGAAAACAAUGGCGCGCCGAUCCCUCCCCAAUCUCAUCAAACGCCUCUCAUUGACGGCGGCGCCACCGCGCUCCCGCACCAUCACCUACAUGCCGCGUCCCGGCGACGGGACCCCGCGGGCCGUGACUUUGAUCCCGGGGGACGGGAUCGGGCCCCUGGUGACGAACGCGGUGGAGCAGGUGAUGGAGGCGAUGCACGCGCCCGUGUACUUCGAGCGGUACGAGGUGCACGGCAACAUGAAGGUUUUCCCGGCGGAGGUGGUGGAGUCGAUCAGGAGGAACAAGGUUUGUCUCAAGGGCGGGCUGAUCACGCCCGUGGGCGGCGGGGUGAGCUCGCUGAACGUGCACCUGAGGAAGGAGCUGGACCUGUACGCGGCGCUGGUGAACUGCAGGAACAUGCCGGGCUUGCCGAUCCGGCACGAGAAGGUGGACAUCGUGGUGGUGAGGGAGAACACGGAGGGGGAGUACGCCGGGCUCGAGCACGAGGUGGUUCCCGGCGUUGUUGAGAGUCUUAAGGUGAUAACGAAGCACUGCUCGGAGCGGAUUGCAGAGUACGCCUUCGAGUACGCCUACCUGAACAACAGGAAGAAGGUGACGGCGGUGCACAAGGCCAACAUCAUGAAGCUCGCCGACGGCCUCUUCCUCGAAUCCUGCCGGGAGGUCGCCGAACGGUACCCUGCCAUCGCCUACAACGAGAUCAUCGUCGACAACUGCUGUAUGCAGCUCGUCUCCAGGCCCGAGCAGUUCGACGUCAUGGUCACUCCGAACCUCUACGGCAACCUCGUCGCCAACACGGCCGCCGGAAUCGCUGGAGGCACCGGCUUCAUGCCCGGAGGGAACGUGGGAGCGGACUAUGCUGUGUUUGAGCAAGGCACAUCAGCCGGAAACGUGGGGAACGACAAGAUCAUAGCGGAGAAGAAGGCGAAUCCGGUGGCGCUCCUGCUUUCGUCGGCAAUGAUGCUCAGGCACCUCCAGUUCCCGUCGUUCGCCGACAGAUUGGAGACCGCCGUCGGGAGGGUGAUUGCUGAAGGGAAAUGCCUGACUAAGGAUCUCGGCGGGGACAGCACCACCCAACAGGUCGUCGACGCCGUGAUUGCCAACAUCGACUGAUCAAUUUGCUUUGUUUGGAAUUUUAUUUGAUUGAUUCAAUGGAGAGAAACAGAGCACUCUGCCCUCCCAAUUUCCCCGCCCAUUUUUGAAAUAAACUAAUACAUAGAGA
This is a messenger RNA of Linum trigynum, 2149 nucleotides long. The record is from the annotation of a GenBank genome assembly. Lineage: Eukaryota; Viridiplantae; Streptophyta; Magnoliopsida; Malpighiales; Linaceae.